GUCCACUUACGGUGCUUAGCUACGCUUUUUUCUGAGCCUCGAGAUGCGUACGUUUGGCGCUUAUGUCGUGUCGUUGUUCCACGUGUUCACUGUCACCAACACCGGUUCUUUUCUCAACCUACAGGGCAUCAACGAUUGUUUCGAGAGGGUGGCCAUUGGAAAACGUUUAAAUAGUUCAGAUGUGACUAAAACAAUAUCUACCACAAACAUAAAACAAUGCAGUAAUGAAUGCGAACGAAUGUUGUGCAACGCAUAUAGUUAUGGAUUAAACGGAAAUGGAAAUGGCACUUGUCUACUUGGUUUAGAUCUACCAAAAUCAGGACCGUACGACGAUCCAGAGUACGAUCUUUUCAUGAAAAUAUUGCAAUGUAGGGAUAGAACAACGUGUUUCAUUAAGCUUGUGGGAGGCCGUCGACUGACCGAUAAAUACAUUCAAAGAACUCUGCCAGCUGAUUCAAAAGGUGAUUGUGAACUAUAUUGUGAAUACGAAAAAGAAUUUCGUUGUGAAGGAUUUAACUUCAGAUACGACAUGAAGUUGGAUUCCUAUAGCAGUUGCCAACUAUCAUCCGUACCUUCCGACAAAUUAGACCUAUCCUCGGACUUCCAAUCGGACGUGGAAUAUGACUUUUUCGAAAAAAACGUAAAUGCUUCGCCUAGCUGUCGGUAUACGGAGCUGGCCAGUCCGUAUGGGCAAAGGCGUAAAUGGAGUGGGUCCGGACAGGACCUAUGGCAAGAUCUUAAUCCACAGUGGCAACAAGGCAACGAAGUGGGAUAUGGUGGUGCCGACAAAGUGUUCUAUGACCAGUUGAAACCAGGCGUGCAAGAACUUUUCAGUGGUGGAGGAGGUGGUGGUGGCGGCGGCGUGUCUUUAAUUAGACCAACCGACCUGUAUAACAAUGAUGUCCGGUUUCUGUUGAAUAAUAUACAACCGACGCUGACACCAACGGAAGUUAAUCGACUUCCGGCAUCGAUUAAUGAAUGUUUCAUAAAAGCCAGAACGGGACACCAUUUACAGCAAAACAAUAUUAUAAAAUCAACUAAUGCUCCGUCUCUUUACGGUUGUGAGACCAUGUGCGCUAAUGAACAGACAUUCACAUGCAAUGUAUUCAGUUACAGAUAUAGUUACACUUCUUCUAUGGAUAAUUGUCAUUUGGGCGAUAAAAUGCUUAGGCAAUUGGAUAUUUUCCAAGAUUUAGUCCCAGACAGGGAUUGUGACGUAUUUGCACGAAAUGAACUUAGCCAGCCUGGAUGUCAACCUGCAAAAAACUGGGACACUGAUUGUUUUGAACGAAUUCGGAGCGGUAUAACGUUGGAAGUUUCCAUAGUGAAAUUCUCAGUGCAGACGGAAAACUUGCAUGAGUGUGAACUCAUUUGCCUCCACGUAAAACACUUCACUUGCCGAGUAUUCAGCUUUCGCCGUGGACCACCUGUUACUGAUAAAUGGUCAGACAACUGUUACCUGACAGAUUACCCAGUACUCGACAUGGAUCCGGUUAAACAUUUUGUCGAAGAUUCCAAUUGUGAUGUCUACAACCGUGGUAGUUACGGACGCGGGUGUGAAUUGGACAAGGUCCUGCCUCAAUCCGGGUGGCCUUUGGUCCAUGGACAAGAUCUGACGCCCACCGUGCUCACCACGUACCGGCCACAGUAUGGUGUGCCUCCUCCGCUGAAUCCAUCAUCAUACGGUCCAAAGUAUGGUCCACCACCAUCACCCCCACUACAAUUCUUUCCCGUGAUACCAUCAGAGUCACCGUCACCAUCACCAUCGCCAUCGCCAUCACCACCACCGCAGUAUUAUCCUAUUGGUCCUAUUGGUCCUCAAUCGUCACCAUCACCACCACCUCAGUACUUUCCUCCACCAACAACUCUAUCACCGCCAUCCGGGUAUUACCCCGUCACGCCGACUGUCUUCCAUACAACCACAAGACCUACGGGUACUUAUGUGCCAUCCAUGCCACCAACCACAUUCUUCCAGAUGCCGGGAGAAUACACCCCUGUGUCUACCUGGCCAACCAACAGCAAGCCUGGAGUUCCGGGGGGUGUGUACAACUUGUUCAAUCUGUAUGGACAGAACCCUACCCAAGUGCCAACUGUCUACGGGAUGGCCAAAAAGUUGUGUUACAUUAAUUUUGGAGGUACUGCCAGACUAUUGCCCUCGGCCAUCAAAAAGUCUAUGACCGUCGAGUCAGAAUACCAAUGCAAAAUGGAGUGCAACAAAGCCAGGGAAAACCAAUAUUUUCGGUGUUCUACACUCAGCUACUUUGGAGGUUAUUGCGAGUUGAGUGACAUCGAGAUGAGAGAUUUAAAACCAAAUCAACAUUUUAGUCUAGACCAACAAUUCGUGUUGUACACAUGGGAUUUCAGUGAAGUCCAUUGCUUUACCUCUCCCGCAGCCAAAUACCCUACGGCCAAUGAAUUUCCGGGUGGAUUAGAGUGGACAUGGAUGAGAUUCACCGUAAAUGGACAACCGUGCAGACCUGGUUCGUACUGCACCGAAAAUGUCAACAUGGGAAUAUGGUCUUGCCCGGUUGAUCAAGGCGAUUGGGAUUACUGUUGUCGGCCUGAUCAUAAAUGUGGCUAUUCCGAAGGGGUCAGUUAUCCAUGGUGUCACGUGGGAAAAUCCAUGGAUCAGUGGCGACCGUGUAGCGAUAAAUACUUCCCUUCUACAGACGGGCCCCCGCAAACUUGGCCGAUGACGUACAUCCAUCACACGGGUCCACCAAUCGGUCAGACCCCUUCCAGUCCUCCGCCACACCACGGUGUCAAUAACAACAGCAACAAUCACAACGGACAAAACAACAUCACGCAAACUGAAGUAAAACACGAACAGUCGCUGGUAGAUAAAUUUUUGUCGAUAUUUACGUCAUCAUCGACGGAUGUCAGCAGUAAUGUAGUCUCGUCACCCGAACCUAUCGCCGAGGCCGCCACCGCUACAUUGAAAAUUGCCAAAAACGACCUUGAUCUGCUGCCUGGUUUCAGAGUGGUGGACGUCACUGACAAGCCCCAGUCAACUAGCGGACUGUACUCAUAUCACGAAAACAAUUACAACAGCAAUCGUCUCCGGAACAGAUUCUUAAUGAAAAGACCGUCCGUAUACGUUUAACGGCCACGUGAUAAUUGCAAUGAUUAUAUCUAUAGUGACCCGCUGUGAACGUCCGACUACCCGAGUCUUAAGCAACGGUCAUAAAGUCACAUCGAAUUGUACAUAAUUUAUAUUUAGUAUUAAAAUGACGAAUAUAAUACAUGCUGAUAAACGGAUAAGCCAUAUAGGUAGCCUCCACACGCAAGCGAUCUGCUGCAUUAUGUAAUGCGAAGAUUAUCGAGGCGUACUA
Messenger RNA from Rhopalosiphum maidis (corn leaf aphid), 3332 nucleotides. RefSeq lists its product as uncharacterized. Lineage: Eukaryota; Metazoa; Arthropoda; Insecta; Hemiptera; Aphididae. The record is from RefSeq and is a predicted model, not a curated record.